AUGUCCCGGUGUGCCACUGUACUGCGCAUCCAUGAGUGGAGGUGAACUGUGCAGUCGACUUUGGCGAAUUUCUCACAUCCGGAGGCGAAUUUCUGCGGUUUCUUCUGGGACUUCUGCCUCAAAACUGCGUCUGACCAGAGACAACAUCCCCAGGAUAUUCCCAACCAACGCACAUCGCGGAAAUAACCCAGAAGCCCAGUGAUAUUGCUGUGUGAGGUGGUGGCAAGAGAGUCGGAGGGACCAACAUCAGGGCCUGACAGAUAUCUCUGCAUCUUGUUGCUCACAAAAAAACAUCUGACAUCUACCAAAUUGAAGCAGCUAUGUUUGUGUGAUGGCCUGGUUGGACACAACAGCAGUUACAAUCAACUAAUACAAGGUGCAUCGAGCAUGCGUUAGUGGCUGGCAGUGAUCGUGAGCUGUGAUUGGUCGUCGAUCCGAUGUGGCGGGUUCGGCGAAGGUUCCUGCUGCUGGUGUUGCUGGUGGGCGUUCCCUUGGUAACGGUCGUGUACCUCGGCCUCGCACGUUAUGAUGGAGUCCGUAGUUCCUCCACCAACCUGCUGGGGUUCAGCAGCCGAGAGCAGGUGCUGGCUGACAGGGUACGGGAAGUGGAGCAGCAGAACCAGAUGCUCAGGAGACAACUCAGUGGGAUAUCGCAGAACCAGGUGCAGAGUGUGAACUAUGUAGACGGGAUCUACACCCAGAACGCCAGCACUGACGACUCCGACACAGACCCAGACAACAAGACAGACUGUGUGGUGGAGGACCAGGUCCCCAAGUGUGAGACCAUCGAGGUGGCGAUUGUGUGUGCCGGGUACAACGCCACCCGUGGUGUCGUGACCUUGGUGAAGUCCAUCCUGUUCUACAGGAAGAACCCGCUUCACUUCCACUUCAUGUCCGACAGGGCCGCCACCCUCAUCCUGCAGACCCUGCUCAGGACGUGGAACGUUCCAGGAGUAACUGCAAACUUUUAUUCUGCUGAAAACCUGAAGGAGGAGGUGUCAUGGAUCCCCAACAAACACUACUCAGGAGUGUACGGGCUGAUGAAGCUGGUGCUGACCAGGGCUCUGCCUACUGAUCUGGAAAAGGUGAUCGUGCUGGACACAGAUGUGACCUUUGCCACAGACAUCGCAGAGCUCUGGAAGCUGUUUAAGAAGUUCAAGGGCAAGAAGUCGAUCGGCCUGGUGGAGAACCAGAGCGACUGGUACCUGGGGAAGAUAUGGAAGAACCACAGGCCCUGGCCGGCACUGGGUCGUGGGUUCAACACAGGUGUGAUCCUGCUGCACCUGGAGAAACUGAGGGGGAUGAAGUGGAUGCAGAUGUGGAGACUGACGGCAGAGAGGGAGCUCAUGAGCAUGCUCAGUACCUCCCUGGCUGAUCAGGACAUCUUUAAUGCAGUGAUAAAGCAGCACCCAUACCUGGUGCACAAGCUGCCCUGUGCCUGGAACGUACAGCUGUCAGACAACACCAAGAGUGAGCAAUGCUACACGGAGGUGACUGACCUGAAGGUCAUCCACUACUCUCCCAAGAAGCUGCGUGUGAAGAACAAGCACGUGGAGUUCUUUAAGAACAUGUACCUGACCUUCUUGGAGUACGACGGGAACCUCCUGCGCAGAGAGCUGUUCGGGUGCGAGAAGGUCCAACAUCUGGACGAGGUGGAUCAGAAGGCUACCGAAACCAUCGAUGUGCUGAAUGCUCUAGAUGAGGACGACCAGUGUUACGACUUCAGGCGUGAGCGGGUCCUGAUGCACAGGACUCACCUCUACUUCCUGGACUAUAUGUAUGAGUCGGUGGAUGACAAUGACGUGACGCUUGUGGCCCAGCUCUCCAUGGACAGACUGCAGAUGUUGGAGGCUCUCUGCAGACACUGGGAAGGUCCUAUCAGCCUGGCUCUGUACAUGUCUGAUGCGGAGGCCCAGCAGUUCCUGCGCUAUGCACUCGGCUCUGAAACACUCAUGCAGAGGAAGAACGUGGGAUACCACAUCGUCUACAAGGAAGGGCAAUUCUACCCUGUGAACCUACUGAGGAACAUUGCCCUACAGCAGGUCAAUACUCCCUACGUGUUCCUGAUGGACAUAGACUUUCUCCCAAUGUACAACCUCUAUCCUUACCUGAAGAAAACUGUGGGGAUGAUGGACAUGAGGAGGCAGAAGAAGGCCUUGGUGGUCCCAGCGUUUGAAACCCUGCGGUAUCGGCUGUCCUUCCCCAAGUCUAAGGCAGAGCUGCUGUCUAUGUUGGACAUGGGAACUCUCUACACUUUCAGAUACCAUGUGUGGCAGAAGGGCCAUGCCCCCACAAACUAUGCCAAGUGGAGAACAGCAACCACACCAUACAGGGUGAAUUGGGAGCCUGACUUCGAGCCGUACAUCGUGGUGCGUAAGGACCAGCUGCCGGAGUACGACACCAGGUUUGUGGGGUUUGGCUGGAACAAAGUCUCACACAUCAUGGAGCUGGACGCACAGGGGUACGAGUUCAUCAUCCUGCCCAACGCCUUCAUCAUCCACAUGCCGCACGCCCCCAGCUUCGACAUCGCCAAGUUCAGGUCCAGCGAGCAGUACAGAACGUGUCUGAAGGUGCUAAAGGAUGAAUUCCAAAAAGACUUGCAACGAAAGUACGGCUUCUCCGCCAACAAAUACGUGGCCAACGACAGGUGAUGAUGGUGAUGGCCGGGAGGCCGGCCGUUUCCAUAGUAACCUAGCCACGCCCCUCAUCAUCCCCAUCCAGUGCUGGACCACUGCUUCUGCCUGCUGAUGUCACCCAGCCUUGUUUCUCCUGCCACGAAAUCAGGCCACUUAGAAGGAGCCAUUGUUUAGCCUACACUGUAACUCAAGUCCUUUUUUCGCGGGUAACCCACAUCCGUUGUUUGAAAAAAAAAACGGAUAUCAAAAUGUUCCAGUUUUAAACCACCGUUCAUCGACAUGAUAUCCAGAAAUAACCUGGUUUUUUUUUUAAACAAAGCGGACAUAAGUUACCCUAUGGAUAAAGGUGAAUUGACGUUACAUGUUAGUAUAAAAUUUUCAUGAUGAGUUGUUUAAAUACAAAAUGUGUUCUCUGACUCAAAGAUUGGUCUCACCACCAGAAUUUUUGGCUACAUUCUAUUUUCUGAUGUGUUUUUUUGUGUUUUGGAACAGAAGACAUUUUGGAAUUUAAAAACAUCAUAUUAAGCAAGCAAAGUGAUGAAUAUUGCAAUUCUGAAACACAAACUGUAUGACAAGCUCUUUGGAGGCUAACAUGCCCAGUGUAUUAAUAACACUGUCUAAAGUGAUUUCCCCAAAAAAUUGGCACUGAAAUGCAUUACGGGUCACAGUCCAAGGAUAUUUAGAAUUUCUUAGGAACAGUGGCUAGCCAGAGGUCAUAAAAAUGCAGGCACACCCCCUAGAGCUUAUUAACACAAUGUCAUACAUAUAGAUGUCAUUAGAUGGUAAAGGUCAAGUUCAAAAUGUGAGCAGAUGACAUUCAGUGCUCUGGAAUUAGUUGUCAUCUUAGGAAGAGUGUUAUGAUUGACAAAGGCCGUUCCUGUUAAACAAGGCUAAUGCUGCAAUGCAAGCUGCUGUUUUUCAACUCUGUAAAUAAUGAGAAACUAAGACUUAGAUCACGACAAAACUUCUUGGUCUAUAGAAUGUUAAAUGCACUCAAUAGCAAUAGAGGUCUGUGUUUCAGUGGAUAUGAUCAAUAAUAUUAGGAUUUGGGAAAAUGUGAACAAUUCAUGGGCAGAAUGUUGCAAAAUGUGGAAAGAAAAUCUCCAAAUUCAGUUUUGUUAAGUUGAGUUGGUCAUCACAAAUAAACCAGGCAGUGAUGUUACAAUAGUUUUGUAUGGACAAAGUGCCAGGUACUUUUAAGAUACAGUAUUGAGAAAAGCCCAUGUUUGAACAUUGAGAAAUAUCUGGCUCAUUUCAGUCUGCUGUUUGCCUAUCCCGGGCUUCUCAUAUGACAAUCAGGCUCAUUUCAGUUCCAUCUCUGUAGGCAUUGACUUUGUAAAUAGUUUUUUUCUUUGUCACCGCAUUUGAGGCGUGUACUUAAUUCUGUGCCAAAGAUCGUUUUGUUGUCAGAUAGAUAUUGUAACAGUAUUCUCACUAUAUGUACUUUCAAGUGAAGACACAACUUUGUUUUCUCCCUUUUUUUGUCAUAUUGACAUACGUCAGUUAAAAGUAAUUGGUGAUGCACAGACCAAGAUAGCACCAAAUCCAGUCUGAAACUUGGAAAUAUUUGUUUGGACUAAAAAAUCAGAAAAUGUAUCAACAUUUCAAAUUGUUAACUUGGUAGCUUUCUAAUUUAGAUUCAUCAUCCCUACUUUCAGAUUCUUCGAUUCAAGAUGAUGUCGGUAACAGUUGCUUUCAGAUUAUUGUACAAAAAAAGCUCUUUAAACGGGGAUGUGUCUUUAUAAGAAAGUACUAUAGAUUGUAAAAUAUAGAGAAACUUUUGAGUAGUUAUUAUAGAGGUGCCAAAUUUUGUGAAUUAUAUAUAUACUAGGUUGUGUAGUGUUCUUUGUCGAAAGUUACAAUUUUUGAUAGAAUUAGUUGUUGUAAUUGUCUUCCAUUGUUUAUUUUGUACAAGUGUCAGGACUUUGAUGUCUAGUGUAUUCUGGGUUACUGAAUUGUUUUGAAAACCACUUUCUCCUGGUAUGUUUUGUGUGUCAGAGAACAAUGUUUGCUCCCCUUAAAAAUUUGCAAAGUUUGCCUGUUGGCUAAAUUUUGACUUUUGCUCUUUGCUGUGCAAGUGAUGUGACCACCCCUUAUUUUGAAAUGGCACGUACCAUGCCCUCUUGUUCAUACUAUCAUUUUCUUGAGAUUGGACUAGUCUAAAGCAGCAAUCGGUUAAACUAGUAUCAGCUCCAGUGAUGAAUUUUGAUGAUGACAAAAUCUUAAGACGAAAAAGUAUCUUGAGUCAAGGGCCAAGAAAGAUGGAAAGAAAUGCUUCCACUCAAUAACCAUUUUGUUCUUGCAGUAAGCAUUUAUGGAAAAAUAGUAAGACAAGCUGGGAUCAACAAUACAAGUCUUAGAAAUCAAGCUGCUUUCAUGAAAAGAUAAAAAGACGCCUUGCAAAGUCAUAGUUCAAGGCCAAACUGAAAAGAUCACGACAAGGGGACCAAUCUGAUUUCUGCAUGCUAUAUAAGGUAAUUCAAGAGAUAAAUGACCAUAUUAGGUAGGACUCCUAUGGGAGAUGGGAAUGUGGUCCUGUAAAUAGACAUCAGCUAUCUCUUUUACAAAGAGAAUUUAGAAAUACAAUGUAUCUACAACAUGUGUUAACAUUAGAUUUCCGCUAGAUGUGCACGAACUAUGUUGGAUUUCCUGUACCACAGAUCUUCUAUUCUAAGCGCUGCUGGGAGAAAUAGUCUGUGGCUGUAAUCUCCAAGCAGAUGGGUGGAAAGAUGUUGGCUUUCUCAAACUUCUUGGUUGGCAGACAGAAAUCAGGGGAAGUUGAUUCGUUGAAUUUUGUUUUUGGUCCCAAAAUCAACUUGGUGAUUAGAUGGCUCUGCUGUCUGAUGCUGUGCCACAUUUUGUCAAGGAUGGUGGCUGUGGCAGUGGAAUACAGUGCCUGUACUUUGUGUCCAAGUAGAGGCCAGAUUGAGCAUUCUGUUCAUGUGCCCAAAAGAACAUUCAGCAGCUUGUUUUGGGUCCUAUUUGAGGACAAACAUUGGGUGCCAGCCUUUUUAACUCUUCUCCACUCUCUAGCUUGGUAGCUUCCCUUUGGAAGAUGACUUACGACUGAGAGAGAAAAGCUAAAAGGCUGGCACCUCGGCUUGACAAACAUUUUCUGUGGGCUCAAACUACUUGCACUUUUUUACACUACUUAAGACACACUUUUGUAGCCUGGGUACCAUCCUAUUUCUACCAGGGCUCCUUACACUCACUUCCCUAAAAAAAAUUUUUAGGGGUAGCGAGUAUAAGGAGCCCCGGUAGAAUACGGAUGGUACUCAGGCUAACACUUUUGACCACACAAUCAUAUGGAGCUUUGAAGGUUACAAGUAAUGCAUAGUGGGAACAUUAUGGACAUAAUAAGAGAUGCUUACUUGCACUAGGGACAAAAAGUGAUACAUGAUUGUAAGUAUAUCUCAUAGUUCAGACAGUUUCAUCUGCAAUAGUUACUACUAGACACGUGUUGUUAGGUUUGAGAGUCUAUUUUUGUAAACAAUGUAGAUAAUCUGUACAGUCACCCUGCACUGACGAAUGGAGGCGAACCCUACCCUACCAUAGACUGAUUUUGUAUGAAGCUGGAAGACAAAUAAAAUGAUGGAAAUUUUA
Branchiostoma floridae (Florida lancelet) is the source of this 6239-nucleotide messenger RNA. RefSeq names its product LARGE xylosyl- and glucuronyltransferase 1-like. Gene Ontology annotation, molecular function: xylosyltransferase activity; glucuronosyltransferase activity. Gene Ontology annotation, biological process: protein O-linked glycosylation via mannose. NCBI's taxonomy places the organism in Eukaryota, Metazoa, Chordata, Leptocardii, Amphioxiformes, Branchiostomatidae. The record is from RefSeq and is a predicted model, not a curated record.